AAACCUGUGCAGCGGUCAUAAUGUAGAGGUGAAGCAACAGAUGCAAAAAUGCACAUGUCCCAAUUUGUAAUAUGUUGUGUUGAACUAUUCUCAUUUAAAUAUAGGGUUGACAUGAUUUGUAAAUCAUAGCAUUCUUUUUUUUCACAUUUUACAAAGUGUCCCAAUUUUUUCAGAAUUUGGGUUGUACAUGUCCUACCUGAAAAUCUAGACCCUCUUAUCAUGAGUUUGUCCACACACAUCACAAUGUCCAUUUAAGGUAAGCUACGCUUACAUUGCUGUAGGCAAACCCACUUCUGUGUUUCAUUCCAGUGAAGUAGACGUGUCUGUACACGUCCUACCUACAGUAGGUCUGUCUGGCAUGCUUAAGAAUCAAACCUAGUUUGUAUAUGCAUGGCUUAUUUGAGCACUAGAUAUUAAGCAGAUGCUGUGUACAACAUGCUCAAAUGAACCCUUAUACCAGUUAGGAGAGGUUUAGAGGUCUUAACCAUGCCAGACUGUUUAUGUUGUGGUUUAUGUCUGUUUUUGCUGUUUAUGUGUUGCGGCAUGACUUUAUUUAGAAAUUUCUGGGAUAACUGCCAAUUUGGCUAUAGCCUUCACUUCUAAAUGUUUAGGAAGACAUCGCAAUGAAAUCAAGGCAUGUGUUGACCUGUUUUAAGUCUAGUUGUUGCUUAUGCGUAUUUAACAUGAGAGGAAUGAGGCUGUGUAACAAGAGGAACCGCCAGGCUGUGGGACGGACACAGCACCAUAAAAACAAUCAAGUCCGCCCCUCAGCACACGAGACAGCAAUGAUUCUACCAUCCUCCUAUUUGGUCUGUCGCUGGUGAACACACUCUUACUCUUGUUCCCAUUCUCACACUCUGAAAAGAGAUUUCCUUUGAAAAGAACUGGACAAUAACAUUUACACAGUUUUCUCUUCUUUAAAAGGUUAACCAUGAACCAGUCCUGCAUUGGAGAUGGACAGAACUGUUCCAUCAGCGACUUCAAGCGCAAUGUUUACCCAACAGCAUACCUGCUCAUCUUCAUCAUCGGACUCAUAGCUAACUUAAUAUCACUGUGUGUCUUCCUUAAGAUGUGGAGAGCAGAGAAAACUCUCUCAUCGAUCAACCUGUUCAUGGUGAACCUCACUGUGUCUGACCUCAUGUUGAUCUGCUCGCUGCCCUUUCGAGCCUCAUACUACAUCAACGACUCAAACUGGGUCUUUGGUGAUGUCACCUGUCGCAUCAUGUCCUAUGUCCUCUAUGUCAACAUGUAUGGAAGCAUCUACUUCCUCAUGGUUCUCAGUGUGAUUCGCUAUGUUGCCAUCACCAAACCCUUUACCUACGUACGCCAGCAGCAUUAUCGCUGUACCUGGCUAGUGUGUCUCUCCAUAUGGCUGUUGGUGUCCUUGGCAUCCAUUCCGAACCUCUUUAGUGGCACAAAUCAAGGUGAGAAGGUGACAUGCCUGGAGCUUGUGGAACCAGUGGUAGACUUAUUGAACACCAUUAUCAUCAUGAACUAUGGGGCAUUGUUGCUUGGUUUCCUCAUUCCCUUUUUGGUCAUCCUUGUAUGUUACACACUUGUGGUGCAACGCCUCUUGAAGCAAAACAUUGUGAAAACUCAAAGGCAACUAUACAAAAAGUCAUGUUACCUCGCCGUCAUUGUGCUUGUCAUCUUCCUGGCCUGUUUUCUGCCCUACCAUGUGGCACGGUCCAUCUUUUUGCAGGCAGAACGGGAUCUGUGCACAAAUGGAACCAGGGGCUCGUGUGGAUACAUAGUAGCAGCACGUAAAGCUGCAGUCAUCACACACUGUCUGGCCUCGGCAAACAGCGUCUGGAUCCACUCCUGUACAUUUUUGUUGGAGAGAAUUUCCGGAAAUUCUGGCGAAAAAAAAGUCGAAAACAAAUUAAAAUGAACAGCGCACAGAGGAAUACUGCUAAUGUUGCAAAUGCAAAAACAGAUAUACAAAUGUUAAGCACUCAAAGAUGAAGUUUGUUGAAACAAAGAU
Molecule: messenger RNA, 1984 nt
Organism: Alosa sapidissima (American shad)
Lineage: Eukaryota; Metazoa; Chordata; Actinopteri; Clupeiformes; Clupeidae
Gene: cysltr2b
Product: cysteinyl leukotriene receptor 2b
Biological process (GO): G protein-coupled receptor signaling pathway
Cellular component (GO): plasma membrane
Molecular function (GO): G protein-coupled receptor activity
Source: RefSeq, a predicted model, not a curated record